GAACGUGUUUUGAACUGGGUUAGUGGUGUAAGCAAUUCUGGUGGUUUUUAGAUCAUUUCGCUAUGGCAGGAAAAGAAGUGUUUACAUUGAGAGAGCUGGAGAAUAUGUCGUCGGAUGAUUUAUAUGCAUUAUUUGAGAACAUUCCUUCGGCUGGCGAGUCAGAUGAACAGAGUAACGACCAACCAGACCAACCUGUAAGAGUCGACAAUUCUGAGAAUAUUGCUGGUGAUGAAGCAUUCUCAGACGAGAAAGACAAUAUUCCUCUUUCUAUUUUGAGGGAAAGAGAACUAGGGAAAAGGACAACCCGGACCAAAUCAACGGCAUUUUGCGUUACUAAUAUCAAGCAGUUCACUGAGGAAACGGGACCUAAAAUUCCAAACGAUCUGGAGAAACCAGUAGAUUUUUUUUAUACUUGUUUCCCAGAACUCUUAAUUGAUAAAAUUGUUUUUGAAACAAACUCUUCCUUUACCCCAACUUCUGCGAAAGAGAUUGAAAUUUUCAUUGCAAUGAAUAUAUUGAUGGAAAUCAAAAGGUUGCCCAGUUAUGUCGAUUACUGGUCAUCUAGAGAGGAAUUACGAGAUCACUACAUAAGUUCAGCAAUGUCUAGAGAUCGGUUUGCUUGGCAUCUCGGAAAUGUGCAUUUAGCAGAUAAUUCAGUGAUGCCUGGCCGCGACUCGCCAAAUUAUGACAAGUUGUAUAAAGUUCGCCCUUUAUUGGAAACUUUAUCUGAAACCUUUCGUUCUUCAUAUGGCCCUUCAAAACGUCCAUCCAUCGACAAAUCUAUGAUUCGAUUCAAGGGUCGCAGUUUUCUAAAGCAGUUUUUGCCCCUCGAGCCCAUCAAACGAGGUUAUAAAGUCUGGGUUCGAUCCGAUGAGAAUGGAUAUGUUUGCCAAUUUCAAAUAUAUGUUGGAAAAACUAAUAAUUAA
Acanthoscelides obtectus is the source of this 926-nucleotide messenger RNA. NCBI's taxonomy places the organism in Eukaryota, Metazoa, Arthropoda, Insecta, Coleoptera, Chrysomelidae. The record is from the annotation of a GenBank genome assembly.